This is a messenger RNA of Arabidopsis lyrata subsp. lyrata, 1587 nucleotides long. Its product is annotated as glycine-rich cell wall structural protein 2. The record is from RefSeq and is a predicted model, not a curated record. The coding region runs from base 152 to 1186 and encodes 344 amino acids. Gene Ontology annotation, molecular function: RNA binding. NCBI's taxonomy places the organism in Eukaryota, Viridiplantae, Streptophyta, Magnoliopsida, Brassicales, Brassicaceae. The transcript is spliced from 9 exons.
UUGCAUCAAAAGCUUCUUCUUAGGGCGUAUAAAGGAGAAGAAACAAAGCCGUACAAAGAGGGCUCUUCCUGGGCACAAACAAAAACCACCAUUUUCGUUUUAUCUGAAUCUUCGUCUCUCUCGAAAGAUCUAACCACAACUCCUCCUUAAGAUGGAUAAGUAUCAACGAGUGGUGAAGCCGAAAGCGGAUACGCCGAUUGAUGCGAACGAGAUUCGUAUCACUAGUCAGGGCAGGGCACGAAACUACAUCACCUAUGCGAUGACUCUUCUUCAGGAGAAAGGGUCAACUGAAGUUGUUUUCAAGGCAAUGGGAAGAGCUAUCAAUAAGACUGUGACCAUUGUAGAGCUGAUUAAGAGAAGGAUUCCUGAUCUUCAUCAGAACACAUCUAUUGGAUCCACAGACAUAACAGACACAUGGGAACCAACAGAGGAAGGCCUUCUACCUUUGGAGACUACAAGGCAUGUGUCAAUGAUAACCAUUAUCCUAUCCAAGAUUGAGCUUAAUACCUCCUCUGUUGGGUACCAGUGCCCAAUUCCUAUUGAGAUGGUGAAGCCAAUGGGCGAUAUCGAUUAUGAAGGGCGAGAGGGUUCACCUGGUGGCAGAGGGAGGGGAAGAGGAAGAGGAAGGGGAAGAGGAAGGGGGCGAGGCGGCAGAGGAAAUGCUUAUGUGAACGUUGAGCAUGAAGAUGGAGGUUGGGAACGUGACCAGUCCUAUGGUAGAGGAAGAGGACGUGGCAGAGGACGCAGCAGUCGUGGUCGUGGAAGAGGAGGAUACAAUGGUCCUCCAAAUGAGUAUGAUGCACCGCAAGAUGGAGGUUAUGGUUACGAUGCUCCUCCUCAUGAACACCGUGGAUAUGAUGACCGUGGUGGUUACGAUGCCCCUCCUCAGGGCCGCGGCGGUUAUGAUGGUCCCACUCAGGGCCGCGGCGGUUAUGAUGGUCCUCCUCAGGGCCGCGGCGGUUAUGAUGGUCCUCCUCAGGGCCGCGGCGGUUAUGAUGGUCCUCCUCAGGGCCGCGGCGGUUAUGAUGGUCCUCCUCAGGGCCGCGGCGGUUAUGAUGGUCCUCCUCAAGGCCGUGGGCGUGGACGCGGACGCGGAAGGGGAGGUCGUGGAAGAGGAGGAGGUCGUGGUGGUGGUGGAGGAUUCAACAACAGAUCAGAUGGACCACCAAUCCAGGCAGCUGCUUGAGAGUGAGGUUUCUUUUACACAAACAUAAAAAGAAAAAAGCCCAAGUCGUUGGAUGUUUUUUUUUUCUAUCUCCUUGUUCCCUCUCUUUCUUUCUAUGUUUGCUUCUUCUGUCCAUCAAGAAGACAUGUUUGCCAUAAGUGUAUCUCUUUCCCUUUUCUUUAUCCAUUGAUUCACAGUUUGUUGUCUGUUUUGUUUAGAGUCGCUUAGGGUAUAAUAUAUGUUCAAUUUAUUUAUGGUUGGGUUUUUGUUAGAGAAGAACUAGUGAGGCAUCCUCUUUCCUUUCUUUUUCCUUUCUGUUUUGUAGUUUUGUUUAGAGGUGAGAGUGAGACACAGUUUGGACAAAUUAACUCUUUUCUUCUUUGGUUAUCAGUUUUAAUGUGAUGGAACAGUUGAUUCUUUUA